UGGCCUUCACAGAGCAUUUGCAGAGUAGAAGCUUCACUGAGCUCCCCUCUCUCUCUCUAACUCUCUCUCAGCUCUUUCUCUCUCUAAGUGAUGGCUUGUUCUCUUGGUCUUCCAAUGUCUAUGAUGUGGGUUUUGCUAGCUUUCUCUUUUGCCAUUGUUAUGGUUGGCUCUGUUAGCCCUUCUAGGUUUGAUGAGCUUUUUCAGCCCAGUUGGGCACUGGACCAUUUCGCCUAUGAAGGAGAGCUUCUUAAGAUGAAACUAGAUAAUUAUUCUGGGGCUGGUUUUCAAUCCAAAAGCAAGUAUAUGUUUGGGAAAGUCAAUAUUCAGAUCAAGCUUGUAGAGGGUGACUCUGCAGGGACUGUCACUGCUUUCUAUAUGUCAUCAGACGGCUCAAAUCACAACGAGUUCGAUUUUGAGUUUCUGGGAAACACCACCGGCGAGCCCUAUCUGGUCCAGACCAAUGUGUAUGUCAAUGGUGUGGGUAAUAGAGAGCAAAGGUUGAACCUUUGGUUCGAUCCCACUAAGGACUUCCACACUUAUUCCAUCCUCUGGAACCAGCGCCAAGUUGUAUUUUUGGUGGACGAGACACCCAUACGAGUACAUUCCAACAUGGAAAACAAGGGAAUACCGUUCCCAAGGGACCAACCAAUGGGCGUGUACAGUUCAAUAUGGAAUGCGGACGACUGGGCCACACAGGGUGGUCGGGUCAAGACCGACUGGUCCCACGCACCCUUUAUCGCUUCCUACCGUGGCUUUCACAUUGACGCCUGCGAGUGCCCGGCGACAGUGGCGGCAACCGACAAUGCGAGGCGGUGCAGCAGCAGCAGCGAGAAGCGGUACUGGUGGGAUGAGCCCACAAUGUCAGAGCUGAGCCUCCAUCAGAGCCACCAGCUGUUAUGGGUUCGAGCUAAUCACAUGAUUUACGACUACUGCACUGAUGCCACGAGGUUUCCGUCGACUCCGGUGGAGUGCCUCCACCACCACCACUAGUGGUGUUGCCCGGCACUGAAAGGGAAAGGGGUUCAAUCGCAUUGUAAAAAAAGUGAAAAAGGAAAAGGAAAUCAAAGUCUCCCCAUAGAUGUGAACUCCUUGUUACAUAUUUUUGGUUCAAGUACCUUCGCAUGUUGUAUGAAUGAUUAAUGUGAAUUAAUUUUCGAUUUCUAUAA
Messenger RNA from Cornus florida, 1166 nucleotides. Its product is annotated as xyloglucan endotransglucosylase protein 6. Gene Ontology annotation, biological process: cell wall biogenesis; xyloglucan metabolic process. The transcript has 4 exons. NCBI's taxonomy places the organism in Eukaryota, Viridiplantae, Streptophyta, Magnoliopsida, Cornales, Cornaceae. The record is from RefSeq and is a predicted model, not a curated record. The coding region runs from base 91 to 990 and encodes 299 amino acids. Gene Ontology annotation, cellular component: cell wall; apoplast. Gene Ontology annotation, molecular function: hydrolase activity, hydrolyzing O-glycosyl compounds; xyloglucan:xyloglucosyl transferase activity.